This is a messenger RNA of Lethenteron reissneri (Far Eastern brook lamprey), 2711 nucleotides long. RefSeq names its product NADH:ubiquinone oxidoreductase complex assembly factor 4 (gene NDUFAF4). Gene Ontology annotation, cellular component: mitochondrion. Gene Ontology annotation, biological process: mitochondrial respiratory chain complex I assembly. NCBI's taxonomy places the organism in Eukaryota, Metazoa, Chordata, Hyperoartia, Petromyzontiformes, Petromyzontidae. The record is from RefSeq and is a predicted model, not a curated record.
GGAAGGCCGCGUUGCGUCAUUUGCGCUCAACGUGAAGACGGCGACUGAGUUCGGAGGCCUUGGGCGUGCAGUGGAAGAGUAGGCCGAGGGCUCGCUCGCUCGCUCCGACCGCACUCCACGCGUCUCGCCCACAGCCUGCCCCGGGCCCAGAAGCGCUGCCACUCGCCUGAGGAAGAGUAGGCCGAGGGAAGAGGAGGAGGAGGGGAACUAAACCACGAUGGGCGCCAAGGUGACCAAGUCGUUGUGGAGGGCGGCGCGCAACGUGAACUUGGAGAGCCGCGCGAUGGAGGCGCUCUCACGCGAGAAGCCGCGAGCCGCUCCCCGCCACCGCGCGGCGCCCGGGGCCGAGCUGCCCCCUCAAGAGCGAGAGGCGAUCGCGGAAAAGCUGCGAGCGCGCGAGGAGACGCUGCUGGCGCACCUGCAGAGCGUACGCGUCCACUCCACGGACACGCCGGGACAGGUUCUGGAAGACGAGUGGAUGAGCCUCCGCACCCCGACGGGAGCCGCGAUGUCAGCACCGUCCUCGUCCCCGCGUCACCGCGAGCCGCUCGUCCACCUCCCGUCGGCGCUGGCGGACUCGCCGCACGCGGCGGCGUCCGUCUCGUCGGUGCCGCUGGGCCGCGUGACGGUGGCCGAGGCCGUGCUGCUGCUGGGCCUGGAGCGCUCGGGCCCCGCGGCCCGCUCGGACGCCCGCGUCGCCGACCAGUUCGGCCUCGACGAGCGGUCGGUGCGCGCGCUGCGCGAUAACUUCCACGGGUUCGACAUGCACGUCGAGCCGGCGCCCGGCAAGAGGAUCGCGGCAUCGGCGGUGCCGUCGCCGCCGCUGCCGCCACCGCCGCCGCCUGUGAGGCAGCUGCAGCAGCGGCAACAGGACCAGCAGCUGCAGCGGCUGCAAGGGCCGCAGGGGACGGCCGUGAAGCCCACCUGACCUGCGGGGGAAUGCAGGGUGGAGGGAGGCUCUCGCAGUGGCACUGUCGGAUGACGACGUGGAGCCGAGGUGUUGGGGGCGAAGAGCGCUGGGGUCCGGUGCACUCGGCGUCGUCGUCGUCGUCAUCGUCGUCAUUAUCAACAUGGUCGCCAGUAGCAGCGGCAGAGCUGUCAUUGUCACAAGCAGCAGCAAUCUCUGACAUCAGCAGCAGCCUCUAAAUCAUCAGCAGCAGCACAAGAAGCAUUAUAAACAGCCUUUAUUAUCAGCAGCAGCUGCAUUUGAAAUCAUCAGCCAUGGUCGAUCCACUGCUGGAUGAAGGCCUCCCUGAGCAUCGCUCGGCAUGCGCAACUUCAUCAGCGUGCGACGAGGGGAGGAGAGAUGCCGGAGUUUCUGGCUUGUUUAUUUGUAGGGAGCCUUUCCCGCAAUUGCCCUGAAUUGUGGCUGUUGGAGGUUUUAGCGUAAAUGGAAUGUACAGCGCUUUGCCAACCCACUGCCUGACGAGCUUGCCGUUUGGUCACGGCCAAAUUGUGCAGCGAUGUUAAAUAUCGAGGCCCCACGCCGCGUCAGUCGUUGGAGUCGUUUGACCAAUCGUCACAGCGGCGUUGGAAAUCGAAUGUUACCCGGCACCGGUUUCACUCGUGCCCCCGGGAAUGACCCGGGGUCCGCACGGUUUAUAGCGCGGUGCGCUGAUCACGGGGGGGCCUCCGCUUCGCCCUGGAUGUCUUGUACAGAGCAGAGGUCGCAAUCGGGUACCCGAUACCCGUACCCUACCCGAUACCCGGCUACCCGUACCCAGCCGGGUACGGGUACAGGUACCCGUUUGCGACCCUGGUGCGGCCGGGUACGGGUAGGUCGUGAGUCACUGUUGAGUAACCGUUUGUCACUCAUUUCGGGAAGGGUACGGGUAGGGUAAGGGUACCCAUUUGCGACCCUGGUGCGGCCGGGUACGGGUAAGGAAUCAAAACCCGUUUGCGACCUCUGGUACAGAGUAAUCCCCGCGACACCUCACAAGCAAAGCAGGGUGGGGGGCGGGGGGGGGACCCUGUCGAGGGCUUUGGAUGGACGAGCAGCCGCGCGUGCAAGGGUAGGCGCAGCUGGAAGGCAGCGCAGCAAACUCCCACCACUACUUUUCUGUGCUCGCUCCAUCCUGACCAACCCCGCUCCGACCAGCGUGAUGAGGUCUGGUCAAACAUGUCUCUCGCCUCGCCCCGCUCAGCGUGGGCAAGGCCGGACGCUCUCGUCCAGCAGUGGAUUGACAAGCGGGCUGCGCGGGUGAUCUGUGUGCGUGUGAGAUCGCGUAAUUUAUAAAUGGGCGGGCGGGCGGGCGUUUGUUUGAAGCUGUUGUCUUCCUCGCUGUUUAAUAUUAAACGCCAUCGGUGCAAUGCAUGCGAGCGUCAUCCGGCGUACGUUCCUUCCGAGCGGCCACCGUCGAAGCUACAAUCGCGGCGCCAAUUGGCGUCCGUACGCACACGCCGCAUCUCCAGACGGUUAUCAGGAAAAGUAAAAUGAGUUGGCUCUACGCACGCGAAGUCUCGACUUGAACAUCGGGCAGCGACGGAGUCUCAACCGCGCCGAGCCUCGAGAGGGACAGAAUUCCAGACGGCGGGAGCAGAAGCUGAGCAUGAGCGACCUCCGAUGGCCUCUGUGGAGGAGGCUCGUACAGGAUGCUACUGGGCAGUUGAAGGCAGUCGCCCUCCGACAACAGCAGAGGGCAGAAGAGCAAUGCUCACAACAACGAGCGGAGUGCCGGGUGGCUAAACGCAGCGUAGUGGCACAGUGCUGA